UAGCAUGUUGGGCUGUGAAUGAACGGCUGGUUUGGGUGACGGCGUGAGCGCGAGCGAGCGAAGGAGCGCGCUCCACUGAAGAGAGAGAGAGCGAGCGAGCGAGCGAGAGCAGGAGAGGGCGCGAGUGAGCGGGCCAUGGCCGGAGCUCAGUGACUGACUGACUGACAAUAGAAACCAGCGAGAGCUGCAGAAACGCCCGCAGUCCCAGGAACAGAAGCGGAAGGCCGCAGCCACAAAACAGAACGCCGCCUCUCGUUAGAUUUCGCCGAGCCUCCUUCUUCCUCUCCUCCUCCUCCUCCUCCUCGCACCCCGCAGGCAGCUCGGGCCGCGCUCGCUUGGCGCCCCUCCUUUCCCCAGGCCGACUCGCCGGGAAUGUGAGAGAAGCAGCCGCGGAGAAGAAGGAGGAGGAGGAGGCCUGGCAAGCGGCGGUCGGCUCGUCAGGAGGAGGAGGAGAAAGGCAGGAGAGGCCCCGGCCCGGAGCGUUGCAUGGGACCGAGUGGAAGCUGCUGUUGCUGCCGUCGCCGCCGCCUCCGAUCCUGACUCCGCCGCUAACGUCGUUUUGCGCUGGGGAGGCCGACGAGGCCUACCAGGCUGCGGCUGCUGCUUCUGCUUCUGCGGCAGGGAGCGCACCGCAGAAAGAGAGAGGGAGGGAGAGACACGCGCCGACGAGGCUUGCCGCCUUCGCUUCAACCAGGGAUCGCCCUCAUCCUUUUCUCUCCUUUUCUUGUCUCCGGAUUCUCUACCAGGAGGGAUCAAGUAGGGAUAUGUCCUCAGCACCAACCACUCCUCCAUCAGUGGAUAAAGUAGACGGAUUUUCUCGGAAGUCCGUCAGAAAAGCUAGGCAGAAGAGGUCGCAAAGCUCCUCCCAGUUUCGGUCUCAGGGCAAGCCUAUUGAGUUAACUCCACUGCCUCUGCUAAAAGACGUUCCAUCUUCAGAUCAACCUGAAUUGUUUCUAAAGAAACUUCAGCAGUGCUGUGUAAUUUUUGACUUCAUGGACACACUAUCAGAUCUUAAAAUGAAAGAAUACAAACGUUCAACUCUUAAUGAACUUGUGGAUUACAUUACAAUAAGCAGAGGGUGUUUGACUGAGCAGACUUACCCUGAAGUAGUUAGAAUGGUUUCUUGCAAUAUAUUCCGAACACUUCCUCCAAGUGAUAGCAAUGAGUUUGAUCCAGAAGAAGAUGAACCCACUCUUGAAGCAUCAUGGCCACAUUUACAGCUUGUAUAUGAAUUUUUCAUACGAUUUUUGGAAAGCCAAGAAUUUCAGCCCAGCAUUGCCAAAAAGUAUAUAGAUCAAAAAUUUGUAUUACAGCUUUUGGAGCUAUUUGACAGUGAAGAUCCUCGGGAACGGGACUAUUUAAAAACAGUCUUACACAGAAUUUAUGGCAAGUUCCUUGGUCUUAGAGCAUUUAUCAGAAAACAGAUUAAUAAUAUUUUUUUACGGUUUGUUUAUGAAACUGAACACUUCAAUGGUGUGGCUGAACUGCUGGAAAUAUUAGGAAGUAUUAUCAAUGGCUUUGCUUUACCUCUUAAAGCAGAGCAUAAACAGUUUUUGGUGAAAGUAUUGAUCCCUCUACAUACUGUUAGAAGUCUAUCGCUGUUCCAUGCACAGCUGGCGUAUUGCAUUGUGCAGUUUCUAGAGAAAGACCCUUCACUCACAGAACCUGUCAUUAGAGGUUUAAUGAAAUUCUGGCCGAAAACUUGCAGUCAAAAAGAGGUCAUGUUCCUUGGAGAGCUGGAAGAAAUAUUGGAUGUGAUUGAACCUUCACAGUUUGUCAAAAUUCAGGAACCCUUAUUUAAACAAUUAGCUAAAUGUGUCUCUAGCCCUCAUUUUCAGGUGGCUGAAAGAGCACUUUACUAUUGGAAUAAUGAAUACAUAAUGAGUUUGAUAGAGGAGAAUUCCAAUGUAAUACUUCCUAUCAUGUUUUCCAGUCUAUACAGGAUUUCUAAAGAACACUGGAAUCCGGCUAUUGUGGCAUUAGUAUACAAUGUGCUGAAGGCAUUUAUGGAAAUGAAUAGUGCCAUGUUUGAUGAGCUCACAGCAACUUACAAGUCAGAUCGCCAGCGCUUAUCCAAAGCAGCAGGUGAAACUAAUGAGGAAACUUCGGGAACUCUGGGCAGUUUGCGACUUGGUGAAAGUCGUUUCUUUUGUGAGACUUGGGGUUCCCACAAGCAAAGCGAAGGGUACUGUAUGUCAUCAAGCCUUGUUAGUGAGAAGAAAAAAGAGAAAGAACGUGAAGAACUAUGGAAGAAACUGGAAGAUUUAGAACUGAAAAGAGGUCUUAGACGUGAUGGAAUAAUUCCAACUUAACAAAAAGAAACAAAGCAGCAUUAAUUAACCUGUGGAGUCACACAUGUAUGUAGUAGAAGAUGGAGCAACAGUUUCUGUAUUGUGCAACUUUACAGUAGAUUUCACAUUUGUUUCAUUAUUACAACAGCACUGUAUAUAUCUGUCUCUAAGUAAAAAAAAAAUAAGGACUUCAAUCCAAAGUUUGGACAACAGAUGGACUUUUCAGAACUUUAAAAAAAAAUCAUUGUUUUAACCCUUUAAACCAGUCUUCAAAAGAUCUGUUGAUGAAAAUUGCUAUGUCCAAAUUCCAUUGUCAGGACCUGUUCCUUAUUUAUCAUUAGCAGAGAGUGAUACAACUUCAAAUGUGAACAAUCUUAAAUUUAGCUUGUGUUUCUGCUAAACUGUUAAAUGUAUUUAUAGUAAAAGAGAAAAAAGAUUGUCAUUUUCUUAUGAGUUUGUGUAACAUCUUUCUCCUGAUAGCUAUGAUGUAAUUUGACUUUUUUUUCUCCUUUUUGCACAUCUUCUUGAGUUGAAUGUUUAUACAGAAUAGGGCCAUGAAAAAUAGGAGUCCUUAAUACUAAGAAGUUUUUUUUCCUGGUAUAAGCAACUUUUGAGUACCAGACUCGCUUUGGUGCUCCUUCAGUGUGAACUUUAUAAAUAGUAUGAGGUGGUUAUAAUUAGGAUUGGAAAGUAUGCUCUGAAUUCAUCAAUGAAUCAAUUGACAGUGAAUCAAAGCUCAUCUCACCAAUCCUUAACUAAGUGUGCAGUGGCAACAACACAGACUUUAAUAUAUGAUCAGUGUUAAAUGUACACUGUUGAUCAUAUGACCAGAUUUGUGUUAGUAAUACUGAGGCUAAAUUAUUGUAUUGCUAUAUAUUUCUUUAGGCCAUUUGGAAAUAAUUUUUAAAAAUACACCAAUGAAAUGGGUCUAUAACUGUCAUGAUGGAUCGAAUAUGUGUUAACAGGUGAGGGAUGAGUUGAGUAAAGAGUUUGAAUUAUUUGAAGUUGUUGCUUUCCAUAUUACACACACACUCCAGCCGAAAAGAUAAGAAGAAGAAAAAAACACUAUGUAAUCUUUGGGGAGGAAAGAUUUAGUGGUGAGUUUGCACCCUAAUGGUAUUUCUCAUCAGAGUAACAUCUUGUUUGCUUUGGGCUGGAAUGGAUUAUGGAUAACAUGUUUCAGCAUCCUAAAGUUGGAUGCCAAUCCCAGUUUUAUUUGUUAUCAAAAGCAGUUCUCAAGAUCCUAUUGAAGGAAGAAUAGCCCAAUUCUGGCAAUCCUAAUGUCCUGAGUAUUAAUAAUAAAAUUUAAAAUGAUUUUAUAUCAAAGGUGCAUUGUGACCAAAUUGUUCUAGGUUUAAAAACAAAGGAAAAAAGAGGGCUGUAUUAUAAGUAUACAUUACUGGCUAUCUGCUUUGUAUUUAAAAGUGGAAUCUCACAUCUUUGGUAGAUAAAAUGCUGAUAAGACUUGUGUACAGUAUAUAUUUAGCUAAUGCAGGUGCAUUAUUAUAUACCGUAAGGUAUGUGUUUUUCAGGAUUUUUCUCCAGGAUGCUUUUGAACUGUUAUAGACAGCAUAUGACAACAGUGAUUGAUAAUCCUAAACCAUUGAUCCAGCAUUACUUACAGUAUAAAACUGAGUUGUUGUUCAUGAGUCUUUUGUGAUAUUUGCAAACAUGAAUUUACAACUGGUUGACAUUGACAAAAUGUGGUAUUAAUUAUUAAGCUUAUAUAUUUUUCUUCCUGCCAUAUAAAUAUUUGGUAGACUUUGUGGGUUUAUUGUUUUCGCCCCCAGCUUCAGCCCCAAGACAACUGGGAGAGAGAAAAAAACAAUCCUAUCUGACUAUAUUGGGAUUAUCAGGUCACAGUUUGUAUAUAUGGGUCUUUCAUACUGAUGGUGUGAAUUGAAGAGCUUUGUAAAAACUUGACACUGCUAAAUCAGGGCGGGUGGGGGAUUCAGAAGUAAACUAGUCAUAUAUAACACUGAACACAACAUGGUUUAAUGGUAUUAAUCUAAGCCUCUUUUAAGAACAUUGACUGGGACUCAAUGUAAACUUGGCAGAUGUUGCCGUAGGUGAAAUGUUCUAUUUUAAAAAGUGCUGGAGCAAAGGUGCAACCUGAAAUUCUGAAGAUGAAAUAAAUUUAUAACAAAUCAUAUCCCUUAGACCUUCUUGAUUUUGACAGUCCUUUUUUAUUGUA
This is a messenger RNA of Notechis scutatus (mainland tiger snake), 4485 nucleotides long. It is a transcript of the gene PPP2R5E, whose product is annotated as protein phosphatase 2 regulatory subunit B'epsilon. The record is from RefSeq and is a predicted model, not a curated record. Gene Ontology annotation, biological process: signal transduction; protein dephosphorylation. Gene Ontology annotation, cellular component: cytosol; protein phosphatase type 2A complex; nucleus. NCBI's taxonomy places the organism in Eukaryota, Metazoa, Chordata, Lepidosauria, Squamata, Elapidae. Gene Ontology annotation, molecular function: protein phosphatase activator activity.